AGGUGACGCGCGCCAUUUUGGCUCAAACAAAGUCAGAAACAUUUUAUAUCCUCGAUAAAGUAUUUUAAAUUGUAGCCAUUAAAAUGCAAUGUAAAAGUGUACAGGACGGAAUCUAGUUUCCAGGAGUUACAUAUAAUGCGUAUGUAACUUUUUUAUUGAUCUUACGACGCGUAAAGUAACGUUAAAAGUUGUUAUUGUGAGCUUCAGUGGCAGCCGAGCUGUCUUGACGUGUGCUGAUUUCAGCUUUGUGACUUGUGUUGUUAUUUGUGCGAUGGGAGGCUGCUCCGCUCCGAACUGCUCCAACUCAACCAGCAUCGGUAAACAGCUGUUCAGGUUCCCCAAAGAGCCGCUCCGCAAGAAGAAAUGGGUGGUGAACUGUCGACGGGACUUCGAGCCAACUCCUCACUCCAGACUCUGUCAGGAUCAUUUUGAGCAGAGCCAGUUUGAGGAGAUAGCCAGGUCUCCAGCAGGGGGCAAGAAGCUGAAGCCCAACGCCAUCCCCACUCUGUUCAGCAUCGGAGACCCUCCGUACCCAGCAGUCACCAUCCCAUACAUCCUGCUGCCCAUGAAACCUGAACCAGUGGAGAAAGAGCUGAAUUUCGGGGACCACGGCUAUGCGAGACGCACCCCUCUGCCGGGUCUGGAGGGAGAAGAUGGAGACAGGACUGCAGAGGAGCAGCCGCCCUGCACGCAGUGUCACCUCCUCAAGAAACAGCUGGAGCAGGAGAUGCAGCACACUGCAAGGCUGCAGAAGGAGGCCGAGGAGAUGAAGAAGCGUUUGUACCGGCUCGACCGCAUCGAGAAGGGUCUCCAGAACUUCCUGUACGAGGACCAGAUCCGCGCCCUGUCCCUCACCAAACGCUCCCGCCGUGCCGUCUGGUCUCCAGAGACCAUCCUGAAGGCCCGGAAGAUCCGCUGUGCAGUUGGCACAAAAGGCUACGAGUACCUGAGAGAGCUGGGGUACCCUCUGCCCUCCUACAGGACUCUGUGUAACCGCCUGGAGACUAAGAUCAUGGUGACGACUGACAUGAGCUGUGAGGAGCUGGCCGAGCUGGGCCUGGGUCUCAUGGCCACCUGUGACAGUCCCACAGAAGGAGUUGGGGACAACGAUGAGGAGGAACUCAUAGGGGUUUUGUCCUGAUCGCUGCAGUUUGGCAUGAAUUACUGAAUCUAACCAAAGGGAAGUAUAUACACAGUGUACCAGAAGAUGGCCACAUUAUGCUACUUAUCUCAUCUAUCAAAGACUUCAGCAUCAAUAUAAGUGUAUGUAGCACUACGACAUGGCUGUGCUCAAAUGAUGUAAGAUGCAGGGGCUUGCAGCUAGCUGGGGGUUAUGGCGUUUCCUAUCAUAAAGAUGCUAAGCUACGGUAUGAGCUGCUGCAUGUGAGGAGAUGCACAAUGUAGCCUGUAACUAAGACUGCAUUCACAUUAAAUUAGCUUCGUGUGGUGUGUGAGUGUCACUUAAAUGGCCCAUUUGUAUGACACCAUGUUGUGAACUUUAACCCCCAAAUGUAGCACAAGUGGACUAUUAAUUUCAUCUCAAUAUAUAUAUUCAGGCCUUGACAGUUACAGUUGCCAGGUUGGUAUUGGCAGCUCAUUUUAUAAAUUGGCAACUAUUUCUUGACGUUGACUUUCUAACUUAUUCAAAGUAGAUUGUGAUGUGACCCACUAGAUGGCAUUCUUGGUUUAAUGAAAAAGGCUUGAGAAAGGCUAAUUCAGUGUGCUUUUAACCCUUUGUUGGACAGAGAGCGCCAUCUAGUGGGCUCAGAAAAUAUAGAAAAUGGUUCAUGAAGCUUCAUUUGGACACCAAUAAAAAUAGGAUAAUAGUAUAGUGUUAUAUCAGGUUAGAUUUCCAUUUAUUGUCACUAAAAGCAUUUCUUGUUUUUUCAAUUCCACCUUUCAACCCAAAGAAACAUUCAACUUAUUUUUUUUUUUGGUGUUCCAACUUGUGAUGUCCAAAUGAAGCUUCAUGAACCAUUAGAUGUACUUGUUGAUCCCACUAGAUGGCGUUCUUGGUUUAUCGAAUAAGGCUUAUGAAAGGCUAAUUCAGAGUGAUUUUAACCCUUUGUUGGACAGAAAGCGCCAUCUAGUGGGCUCAAAAAAUAUAGAAAAUGGUUCAUGAAGCUUCAUUUGGACAUCACUAAAAAUAGGGAUAAAACAUGCACCCCAAAAUAAUUCAAUUUUAAUGUUUGUGCUUUAGUAACUGUUAAACAUUGCUGUAAGAGUCAGAUCUGGAACUAUGGCACCUUAAGGCAAUACAUCCAGAAAUUGUCAAAAUGUUUUUAAAUAAACUAAAAAUGUGAAACAUAUGAUAGAGCUAAGGGAAAGGGAGGGAAUCACAUAAAUGAUUAAAAUUCUUCUGGGAACCAUGAAUGCACGGAAUUUCAUGGCAAUAUAUGUAAUUGUUGAGAUAUUUCAGUCUGAAAUAGGAUAAUAGUAUAGAGUUAUAUCAGGUUAAAUUUCCAUUUAUUAUCACUAAGAGCAUUUCUUGUUUUUCGAUUCCACAUUUCAACCCAAAGAAACAUUGAACUUUUUCUUUUUGGGUGUUCCAACUUGUGAUGUCCAAAUGAAGCUUCAUGAACCAUUAGUUGUAUUUGUUGACCCCACUAGAUGGCGUUCUUGGGUUAAUGGCAAAGGCUCAAGAAAGGCUAAUUCAGUGUGCUUUUAACCCUUUGUUGGACAGAGAGCACCAUCUAGUGGGCUCAGAAAAUAUAGAAAAUGGUUCAUGAAGCUUCAUGUGAACAUCACUAGUGCCAACCACCGCAGCCCAAACUCAAAUGAAACCACUACUAAAAUGAAUGGGAGGAGUGGCCUUUUCAUAGGCACCACCUGAAAUGGUGUGAAUGCAGAAUGCAGCCUAAGAAGACUUCCACUGAAUGUGGAAUUGUGUGAAAAGUGUAGACAUAAUUUGCAAAGAAUGUCUACUCUGUUGCUUAUGUGUGUUUACAGCUAAUUUAACGUGUUUCACUGACGAUGUUUACCUGCAAAAUAAAACCCUGGUCGCAUUCAGGACACUCGAAUAGAUAAACUCAUAUCCUGGGUUUAGUAGCUUGAAUGUUUCUGAUACUAUGAGCAUUAUGGUAUGUAAAUAUGUUACACUAUAAAUUGUUUCCUGUACAUAAGGCAAGCUUUAUUUUUUUGUUAGAAUUUACCCAAAGUAUUUAUCAUGUGUUGGUGUGUAGCACACAACCAGGACAAAAGUGAGUGUCUAGAUAAAUGUUUGCGUUUUAACUUUAGCGGUGGGAUUUUCAAACUGUGCUAUUUGAAUUUACUUCUUCUACAAAUGUUUCAAACACUGUCAGCUAAAUUAGUGUUGAGAUCCUUAAUUCAUGUAGCCUAUUUUGAGCUCAUAUUCCAAGCUGAAAUUUCUGCUGUUUUUUGGUAACACAUUUUUAUAAUUUUUAGGGAGCACACCCUAAGAUGUGAAGUCAACAAGUAAACCCUCCACUGGUAAAUAACCAAUAUUCUACAUUAAAUAAAUUGUACAUUUUGGACAGUGGAGUAACUACAAAGUGUAUCAAUAAAAAAGCUCAGGCUUAUCAUGUCAUUCAAUAUCAGCAACAACACUGGCACUGUGAGAAAUAAAAGUGAUUGUCAAGAA
This is a messenger RNA of Centropristis striata (black sea bass), 3601 nucleotides long. RefSeq lists its product as uncharacterized. The transcript has 4 exons. The record is from RefSeq and is a predicted model, not a curated record. The coding region runs from base 272 to 1141 and encodes 289 amino acids. Gene Ontology annotation, molecular function: sequence-specific DNA binding. Lineage: Eukaryota; Metazoa; Chordata; Actinopteri; Perciformes; Serranidae.